UGGCUCUUGGAUAUUCACAUUUCUUUGGAUUGAGAAAAACAAAAUAAUUUUGAUGAAUUAUUUAUUAACUGAUGGCAUUAAACAAACCCAAAAGCCGACAGAAAGAGGUCGGAUUGGAAAGGGAAUGGAGCCUGUGGGCUUCUAGUGUUUUGUUCAUCAUACUUACAUCUAUCCCCUAUAUUAUUAUUUAGUAUGAAGGCGCUCUGUUUUCUCCACUUCAAUUGCUUUAUGUAUUCACCAAUACUAAAAAUACUUAGAUUGUCUUUUAUACCACUUGUCUUAUUACGAUUGAAUUGAUAAAGCGGUGAAGAUUGUUUUAAUGGACGGCAAUAAAACUAUCAAAUUCAAGAGGGUCUGCGUCUUCUGUGGAAGCAAUCCUGGGCAUAGAAAAGUCUUCAGCGAUGCUGCUGUUGAGUUAGGGAAUGAACUGGUGAAUAGGAAGCUCGAUUUAGUGUAUGGUGGUGGAAGCGUUGGGUUGAUGGGAUUGAUUUCCCAAAGAGUACUUGAUGGAGGGUGCCAUGUCCUUGGGGUUAUUCCAAAAGCUCUUGUACCUCUUGAGAUAUCUGGUGAAACUGUUGGUGAAGUUAGAAUUGUUUCAGACAUGCAUGAGCGUAAAGCUGAAAUGGCUAGGGAGGCCGAUGCUUUUAUUGCACUUCCUGGAGGAUAUGGAACCAUGGAAGAGACAUUGGAGAUGAUAACAUGGUCACAACUUGGGAUUCAUAGAAAACCGGUUGGUCUGCUAAAUGUUGAUGGCUACUAUAACUCUUUGUUUGCGUUAUUCGACAAUGGUGUUGAAGAAGGUUUCAUCAAGCCAGGUGCUCGGCACAUAGUUCUCUCUGCUCCAACUGCCAAAGAGCUUUUAAUAAAGAUGGAGCAAUACACACCUUCCCAUGAUCAUGUUGCCCCUCAUGAAAGCUGGCAAAUGGAGCAACUUGACAACUAUUCUUGGGGACAGAAUCCACAAUGAAUUUCGGCUUUGGUGGUAGGCCUUUCUUUCAAAUAGAUUCCUGAUCUGAUUCAUCAUUGUUUGAAAUGUGUAUGAGAAUCUGUUCAGGUGGGGCCAGAUAUAAUGUAUUACUAUGUACUAUUGUCAAUUCUUUGUGGUUUGAAUUCUCGUAGAUCAUCAUUGCUGUUCUGCACUAAAAACUUUUAGUUUUUAUGGAAUGGUCAAUCCAUUCACUAUUUUGAAGUCAUCUUGGCUGUUACCACCUAUGAGAGGGCAAAGAACUUUGAAAUGC
Ilex paraguariensis (yerba mate) is the source of this 1238-nucleotide messenger RNA. NCBI's taxonomy places the organism in Eukaryota, Viridiplantae, Streptophyta, Magnoliopsida, Aquifoliales, Aquifoliaceae. The record is from the annotation of a GenBank genome assembly.